AUGAAUUAGGAUUAUGAAGUUAUAAAAACAAUAUAUAACUAAGGAUAUAGAGGAAAAUUAUAAUUGGUAAAGUUGAAAGAAGACAAUUCAGGUACUUUUUACUUAUCCUUGCACUUAUCAAAUAUAAAUAUUUCAGAUUAAGAUUUUACAAAGCUAAGAAAGCUUAAAUUUCUAAACAUCAUUCAGCCUUAUAAUUAUUAUGAAGAAAAAUAUGAAAAAAUCUUAAUUUUUCCAGAUCUAUAACUUUAUAAGAUAAAGCAGGAAUAAAUGAACUAAAGUUAUUAUAGAAUAUUGCUUCAAUUAGCUCUAAGUAAGAAUAAAAUCUAAAUAUAGCAUACGCUGAGCUUGAGAAAAGAUAAUGUAUUUGGCCUCUUAAUUCAUUAGAUUAAUUAUACUAUGCAGCAGAUAUUUUAUAUAUUUCUUUAAUAGAAUUCGAUUUUUUUAAUCCCAUUAUUUAAUAAACUCCUUUUUAAAUUUUCAAAAAGUUUGCUCUCUAAUACUUUUCAAUAUUAAUUCCUGAUAUACAAUAUUAUUUGUAAUAGAAUUAGUUCAAACCAAUUAUUGAUUUUCUUUUAGAGAAGAACGGAAAUUUACAUAGAAUGAAUUAUUUGAAUCCACCAUAUGAAAAUGUCUUGAUAUUUCUCUUAUCUCAGUAAACCCCAUUAUAACUUUAAUCAAUAAAUGAAAUAGGAAACUCAGUUGUUAAGGGUUUCAAUACACCAGAAUCUCUCAAAUUAACUAAUCUUAAACUUUGUGAUUAAAUAGUUUACAAAUCAACUAAAUUUCAAUCAGAUGAAUUUAAGGAAUAGAUAUUAUAAAAUAUUUAAAGAGAAAUUGAGUUAAUGGAAUUGUGUUUUAAUUCAGAAUACUUAGUUACAUGUUUUGCUUAUAUAAGAAUUUUUGAGUUUUCUUUUAUUUUACAAAAGAAAUUUGUUGGAACUUUAGCAGAGUUUUUGGCUAAAUGGUAAUAGGAAGAGAAAAAUAGACCAGAAAAAUAGACAAUCAAAGAUGUACUCUUAAUGGCAAAUAGAUUUGCACUAGGUAUUCAUUAAUGAAUAUAAAGCACUUAAAUCAUUGAAAAAAAUAAAUAUUCUACAUAGAGAUUUAAAACCUGAGAAUUUGUUUAUAGAUCAUAAUGAAAUUCAUCAAAGUUACAUAUAUAUAGCUGAUUUUGAUCGUUCCAAAUCUAUUGAUGGAUAAAUGGGUGAUGCUAUGACUACUUAAAAUGCUUAAUGUACUCCAAAGUAUGAUCCUCCAGAAACUAGCUAAUCAUUUGAAUAUGAUAUCUUUUAAUUCGGUCUCAUCAUAUUAACUAUUGCAAACAAAGGCAAGUAUAUAGGAAAUGAAAAAUAAGGACCAAGAUAUUUCACCUAAUAAGAACAUGAUCACUAUUAUAGUAAAGAAGCCAUUAAAAAAGCACUUAGUCAUACAAAUUAUGAUUAAUAAUUUAUUGAAAUCAUUGCUCAAUGUCUUUAAAGAAAACCAGAAGAAAGGCCUAAUAUUUAAUAGAUAUAUUCGAUUAUUAAUCCAUUAUAUUUAGCUACCAAAAUACAAAAAGUUCGAGAAACCUUACCCUCCAACUAAAAUAAAGAACAGCUUGAGUAAUAGACUAAAGAUAACGUUAGAUUUUAAAGUUAACCUUCACCUAAUUCAAAUGAGUAAGCAUCUUUAAAAUUGAUUCCUAUUAACAAUAACUUGCAAAAUGUUUAAAUUUAAUAACCUAAUGAUAAUUAAUUUAUUUAAGUUAACUAUUAAGGAUAAUAUUAAUAAUAGCAAUAAUAUUAAUAAUAACAACAACAAUAAUAAUAAUACUAAUACUAACCAUAAUAAUAAUAAUAAUUCUAAUACUAACCAUAAUAAUAAUAACAAUAAUUCUAAUACUAACCAUAAUAAUAAUAAUAAUAAUAAUAAUAAUAAUAAUAAUAAUAAUAAUAAUAAUAAUAAUAAUAAUAAUAAUAAUAAUAAUAAUACUAGCCAUAAUAAUAAUAAUAUAAAGAAUAUAGUACAGCAACUGGAAAAUAAAUUAAGUUUGUUAAAUAAUAAUCAAUUAAUUCUCCAAACAAUCUUAAUUAAGACGGCAAUUAAGAUCUUAUUUAUGGUUAAAAUAACUAGGUUUAGAAUGUAAAUCAAAAUUAAAACAAUAAUUUUGCUUAAUAAACAUUAUUUAACAAUGUAAAUAACAAUAAUGUCUAUCCAAAUAAUAUUAAUUAUACAAAUUUAUAGAAUAACUUUCCAACAUAAUCACCAUAAUAACAAAUUUUAUAAUUAACUCCAAAUUAAAGCCCAAUAUCCCAACAGCAAUAGUUUAAUAAUAAUUAAGAAGUAAGCCCUCUAAGUAAUUAAUCUCCCACUAGUAGAAAAAGUAUUAAUCAAAAAAUUAGACUCGUCGCUAUGUAAAAUAUUUAAUUAUAUUUUAGAACUGGUCCUAAUCAAUAGAAUUUUACUCCACAAUGAA
Molecule: messenger RNA, 2455 nt
Organism: Paramecium pentaurelia
Lineage: Eukaryota; Ciliophora; Oligohymenophorea; Peniculida; Parameciidae
Source: the annotation of a GenBank genome assembly